Molecule: messenger RNA, 1942 nt
Organism: Lytechinus variegatus (green sea urchin)
Lineage: Eukaryota; Metazoa; Echinodermata; Echinoidea; Temnopleuroida; Toxopneustidae
Exons: 4
Coding region: 578-1942 (454 amino acids)
Source: RefSeq, a predicted model, not a curated record
UGGUUAAUACAUUUUGGGCAAAGGAACUACGUGGGCUCUUUUUUCUGCAUUAUAGUACAACUGGCUGAAAGAAGCAUUCUAGAUAUUAGUGAGAGGAUAACUAAGCUCUUAGGUGAAUUCUUUAACAAAUCUAGCCGAGAUGCUAUCUGGUCUGGGAGGUUUUAAUUCUCAAUGAACGUUACAUGGCUGGACCUGUGGAAGUGGUCGAUCAGCAGGAAACCUUACGCCCCACUGGAGUUUUUACACGUCGUCCUUCCCACCGUCGCUGCUUUCAUUACGUGACUCGUUCCUACACACUUCACCAAGAAACACUUUUAUGCAACCACCCUUUUUUCAGUUACACGUGGAACUUCAAUUAAAGAACUUGUUAAUUUAAAAAUAGACGGUAAUGAAUCACCCAUGUUUUAUAAACUGAAAGAAACAUACCCUAAAUCAUUGAUGCUUACUUCAACUUUUUCAGACCUCUUAGGAAAUGCCUUUCGAUAGCUCGAUAAUAGAUUUCUGCGCAACAUUGAGAUUUUUAAAAUUCUGAAAGAUAUAAACAAAACGAGGAUGACUUUUGUCUGAUAAAAAAACGAUGGAAAAAAUGAAUCUGAUCAUGGUGUCUGUGAUUAUUUUUACUGUGAUUUCAAACUCCUUUCUGCCUGCAACUGCAGUCCCUAGCUUCGAUGUAGAACCUAGGGAUGUCGAUGUCGUUGAGGGCGAGCUUGCCACAUUCUGGUGUACUGUAGCUGACCGUGGAGAUGCCAAUAUUUACUGGCUUUAUGUUGACGGUGAAGGUUACUACGGAACUUUAUCCGAGAACGAAGACACACAGACCUAUGCUCCCCUACACGGUGAAUUAACGCAGAGGAUCUCAAUAAAAGGAGACUUUAACAAUGGUGUCUACAACCUCUUUAUUAAGAAUGUUACCAUGUCGGACCAGAAACAAUAUUUUUGCUCUGCCAUCACACAAGAUUAUGUUUCUUUUCAUUCAAGAAAAGCCAGACUCACUGUUCGACCAAGGACCCGACCUGAAGAUCCCUUACACGCAUGUUCGGCUAGAGCAAUAUCACCUCCAAACAUAUUCAACGUUGGGACGUUGGUGCGAUUCACAUGCGCUACGCCAACAGGUUUUCUACCGCAAACACUGACCUGGAAUUUCAUGGAAAAUGGAAUACGAUCUUAUAUAGCUUCAUGUCCAGAGUCCCCAUGUAUACAUAAUCGGUUAAUUUCUAUCGAUGACGUCAAUAGAACAUUUGUAUGCGAGUUGGGUGGUUCGAUCUUGAAUCAGGUUGAAUGCACUUAUACACCGCUGCAACGUCAGGUCGAAGUUGUAGUAGAUCCACCUUUGUUCAAACACCCACCUGGUAUUCGGCAAGGGUUUGUCUGCUUGCCUGUAAACUAUGAUCCAAAUAACUUAUUAUUUGAGUGGUAUCACAAUUCUGAGCUCAUACCUAAUGGGACUGGUCAUUCGUUUUUAAAUCUAAUGAUCAGUCGAGAAUACGCUGGCUCCACGGUAUCAUGUUUGAUUUCAUCCCUUGAUGGGUCUUUCCGUGGUAUGGGACAAGCUAGGAUUGAACCUUUUGAUCCUAGUGAAUCAUUUUCUGACGCUGAGGGCUCUUUUUCGCCUCCUCUUGACCAAGGAUGUGGACCAAGAUAUCAUCUUAAAGACAUUCUUCUCUCUGCGCUUAUCCCAUCAAGUAUACUCUUAACCAUACUUAUCUUACUUCUUUUAAAAAGACGGCUUUCCCAUCAUACUCCCCGCACACAAAAGGAUGACGAACACGCUGACGGUAAACAGACUGAAGGUGCUUCUGAGACGUAUGUGGAGCUCUAUGAACGACCAAGCAAUGAGGCAGCUGCUUAUCAGGACCUUGACUUGACACGUGGAAGCGAAGCUGAAUAUAUCAACGGGCCUAUGAUAGAUGGACCUCGAGGAAGAAAGAAUGUAGUAAAUUAA